Molecule: messenger RNA, 6990 nt
Organism: Oncorhynchus gorbuscha (pink salmon)
Lineage: Eukaryota; Metazoa; Chordata; Actinopteri; Salmoniformes; Salmonidae
Product: microtubule-associated serine/threonine-protein kinase 1-like
Exons: 28
Coding region: 1100-6514 (1804 amino acids)
Biological process (GO): peptidyl-serine phosphorylation; intracellular signal transduction
Molecular function (GO): magnesium ion binding; ATP binding; protein serine/threonine kinase activity
Source: RefSeq, a predicted model, not a curated record
UGGAAUGGCGAGAGAUAUAUCACGAUAUAUAUUACAAACCACCUCGCCUUCAGGGUAAACAUCAUUAUACAGUGGAUAUUAAAACUAAAAGGGAUGAGAGUGACACGUUCAGAAAAUAAUAUGGCAGUACCUGCGAGCGGGUGAGAUGAGGAAACGGUAUGUAGCUAAUAGCCCUAAUCUGUGGGAUAACACAAGGAUUGUUCAUAGCAGUAAACUCUGGGGUAGUAUUCAGCAUGGAUCAGAAAUGAAUGUAUAAGGUUGCAUGUUUUUCUCCUUAUGGGAAUCCAUAGAACAUCUAACAGAUGUCAAACGACUGUACCGGAUGGGGUUUGCGUGUUGGGAGGAUUCGAAGACGCGUACACGUGUCGCUUGAUCUGCGCGCGGAGGUUCAAUUUGCAUACAUUUUACUGUAGCUAUGAUUGUAGCCUAUAAGGCGUGUUUCUCCAUUGCAUAUGCUAGUAGUUUACAGUAGUCUACAUUAGGCUAUUAUAACAACAACUGCUGUAAAGUGAAUGUACAUCCACAGUGCAAUGAAAACAUCACCAUAGGAAUAAACACAAACAAGGAAAUAAACAGACAUUCAAUCAAAUAAUUUAAGAAUUAUAAUCAUAUGAAAACCACUACGGAAGGUGCGCUACUUUUAACCUAAAGUACUUGUUAUGCUAUUUCUGUCUAUACAUUUUAAUUUAAUGUGUGUGUUAGCCUACAUUUUAAAAAGUGGGCUACAAUUAAAAUUCGACUAGCCUACUUCAGGCUCCUCUCUAUAGUCCAAUGUAUUAAGGACAUUAAGGACAUGCUGGUACCUUCAGGGACUUGCUUCAUUAGCACUUGCUAGAGCAGCUGUUUAGGGUACAGGACCAGAUGUUAGUUGGGCGGAAUGGGUUUUUGGUUUGUGAGUUGAGCAGACUAGAGGCUUUGUCGCACCAGUGAAGUGGAGCGAGACGGGAGUGUUCUUGGCCAGUGUACCGCAGGCAGCCAGUGCCACGCGGGAACUCCAUGCCCUGUCCCGUUACCUGGAGACACCAGGCGACCACACUGGGGCCACGAGACCAGGUGAUACUACUCCAAAGCACGCGACUCGCAUGUUCCCGCCACUGCCAUGGAUGACUCUGGAAUCAUUCGACGUCGGAGGCUCCAGAAGGAUCUGCCUCUGCCUCGAAAAAGUAGCAGUUGCCGGACCAGUAACCGGAAGAGCCUCAUUCUAACCAGUACAUCACCCACUCUCCCUCGACCACACUCACCUCUCCCUGGACACAUAGGAAGUAGUCCAUUGGACAGCCCAAGGAACUUCUCCCCCAGUGGCCCUGCCCACUUCUCAUUUGCCUCCUCUAGAAGGGCGGACGGUCGAAGAUGGUCCCUGGCCUCUCUCCCCUCCUCUGGAUAUGGCACCAACACACCCAGCUCAACGUCCUCCUCCUCGUCACAGGAGCGGCUGCACCAGCUGCCCUUCCAGCCCACCAUGGAUGAGCUGCACUUCCUGUCCAAGCACUUCGGCAGCACCGAGAGCAUCACUGACGACGACGGGGGCCGCCGCUCGCCACAUGUUCGCCCCCGCUCCCGCAGCCUCAGCCCGGGGCGCUCACCGUCUUGCUAUGACAAUGAGAUAGUAAUGAUGAACCAUGUCUACAAGGAGCGCUUCCCCAAGGCUACAGCCCAGAUGGAGGAGCGUCUGUCAGAGUUCAUCCAGAACUUCUCCCCGGAGAGCGUGCUGCCGCUGGCUGACGGGGUCCUCAGCUUCAUCCACCACCAGAUAGCAGAGCUGUCCAGAGACUGCCUGACCAAAUCACAGGACGGACUCAUCACAACGGUGUAUUUCUUUGAGCUGCAGGAGAAUCUGGAGAAGAUGCUCAACGACAGCUCUGAGGCCUUGACCUUCUCUGAGUUGACCUUCGUCACUGAGCUGGUCAAAAAGCUCUUCAUCAUCAUAUCUCGUCCCGCCCGGCUUUUGGAAUGUCUGGAGUUCAACCCAGAGGAGUUCUAUCACCUGCUGGAGGCAGCGGAGGACCACGCCAAGGAGGGACACCUGAUGAAGACGGACAUCCCUCGCUACAUCAUCAGCCAGCUGGGUCUGACCCGGGACCCUCUGGAGGACAUUGUGAGCAUGGACAACUACUAUGACAGUGAAGGUCUCCACACCCCAGAGCCAGACGAUUCUGCAGAGGGGAAGAUGAAAGCCAUGAAGCCGCCAAGUGAAGAAGACUUUCAAACCAUCAAGCUGAUCAGCAACGGAGCAUAUGGUGCGGUGUACCUGGUACGUCACAGGGAGACCCGUCAGCGUUUUGCCAUGAAGAAGAUCAACAAGCAGAACCUGAUCCUGAGGAACCAGAUCCAGCAGGCCUUCGUAGAGAGAGACAUCCUGACCUUCGCUGAGAACCCCUUCGUGGUCUCCAUGUUCUGCUCCUUCGAGACUCGCAGGCACCUCUGCAUGGUCAUGGAGUACGUUGAAGGGGGAGACUGUGCCACUCUGCUGAAGAACAUUGGGGCGCUGCCCGUGGAACUCACCAAAAUGUACUUUGCAGAGACCGUGCUGGCACUGGAGUACCUACACAACUAUGGCAUCGUGCACCGAGACCUCAAGCCUGACAAUCUUCUGAUCACCUCUAUGGGCCACAUCAAGCUGACCGACUUUGGCCUGUCUAAGAUGGGUCUGAUGAGCCUCACCACCAACCUGUAUGAGGGACACAUCGAGAAGGACGCACGCGAGUUCCUGGACAAACAGGUGUGUGGCACCCCAGAGUACAUAGCCCCGGAGGUGAUCCUGAGACAGGGCUACGGGAAGCCGGUGGACUGGUGGGCCAUGGGCAUCAUCCUCUAUGAGUUCUUAGUGGGCUGUGUGCCCUUCUUUGGAGACACGCCUGAGGAGCUCUUUGGACAGGUUAUCACAGAUGACAUAGUGUGGCCUGAUGGAGAUGAGGUCCUGCCUGCUGAUGCCCAGGGACUGAUAUCAACCCUGCUACAGACCAAUCCACUGAUGAGGCUGGGUACAGGGGGAGCGUUUGAGGUGAAGCAGCACUCGUUCUUCUCUGACCUGGACUGGAACAGUCUACUGAGACAGAAGGCAGAGUUCAUACCUCACCUGGAGUCAGAAGAGGACACCAGCUACUUCGACACCCGUUCAGAUCGUUAUCACCACAUCAAUGCGUACGAUGAGGAUGACACCAACGAUGAUGAUGAGCCUGUUGAGAUCAGACAGUUCUCCUCCUGCUCCCCUCGCUUCAGCAAGGUGUACAGCAGCAUGGAGCACCUGUCCCAGUUGGAGCAGAAGGCCCCCUCAGUGACUCGACGGGAACACAAGGGCUCCCGGGAGGACAACAGGGGGAAGAGAGAGAGUCUGGGAAGCUUCCCUAUCAGGGACAAGAGCUGGAGGACCGGUUCACCUGAGAUGAAGCGUCUGUCCGGUUCUGAGUCCCUCUACAUGGACGGUGACUCCAGCCCUCCCCUCGGGGCCCGGCGCCGUUUCUCCGCCCUCAUGGACACGCAUCGCUUCGCCUCACAGCAGGAGGACAACCCAGACCCCCUGACACGCCAGCCCCCUGUCAAGGCCAGGGGGACUUCACUGGAGGUGGCCUCCGUUCCCUCCACACCCCCCUCCACCCCCAGCACCACCCCUGACCCAAAGGAGGAACAUGUAGGAGAGAAACCACCAAGCCCAGGCGAGACUCUGGGAGCCACGCCCACUCCAUCCACUACUCCUGGACCUACAUCAGCCAAUAGGGAGCUGGGGGCAGGACCUGUGUAUGACCCCCUGGGCCCCCGGGCCACGAAUGACCUGGUCCUCCGCAGGGCGAGACACCAGCAGAUGUCUGGAGACACAGGGGAGAAGAGGAACUCACGGCCUGGCAACAAGGUUAUCAAGUCAGCCUCGGCCACAGCCCUAUCUGUCAUCAUACCUGCAGUAGACCAGUACGUCCACAGUCACAGCUCCCCCUUGGCCAGCCCCAUGUCCCCCCGCUCCCUGUCUUCCAACCCCUCCUCCCGGGACUCGUCACCCAACCGUGACUACUGUCUGGCCCCCGCUGUCAGCGUGCUGCGCUCUCCCAUCACCAUCCACCGCUCAGGGAAGAAGUACGGAUUUACCCUCAGGGCGAUACGGGUCUACAUGGGAGAUACGGAUGUUUACAGUGUCCAUCACAUCAUCUGGCACGUGGAGGAUGGAGGCCCCGCCCAGGAAGCAGGACUGUGUGCUGGUGACCUCAUCACCCAUGUGAAUGGGGAGUCUGUCCACGGAUUGGUCCACACGGAAGUGGUUGAACUCAUUCUAAAGAGUGGCAACAAGGUGACAGUGACCACCACACCGUUUGAGAACACCUCCAUCAAGGUGGGUCCGGCACGCAAGUCCAACUACAAGUGCAAGAUGGCCCGACGCAAUAAGAGGCCCAUCGGCAAAGAGGGACAAGAGAGUAAGAAGCAUAGCUCCCUGUUCAGGAAGAUCACUAAACAGUCUAACCUGCUCCACACCAGCCGCAGCCUGUCUUCUCUGAACCGCUCUCUGUCGUCCAGUGACAGUCUACCAGGUUCUCCCUCCCACAACCUGUCAGCCCGCUCCCCUACACAGCAGGGAUACAGGUCCACACCUGAGUCCUCCUACCUGGGUGUGUCCUCUCAGAGCAGCUCUCCUGCCUCCAGCACCCCCAACUCCCCUGCCGCCUCCCAGCACAUGCGCCCCAGCUCCCUGCACGGCCUCUCCCCCAAGCUCCACCGCCAGUACCGCUCGGCCCGCUGCAAGUCUGCCGGCAACAUCCCCCUCUCCCCCUUAGCCCACACACCAUCCCCCACCCAGUCCUCCCCUCCCCCACUCCCAGGCCACACCAUCGGUAGCUCCAACACCACCCAGACCUUCCCUGCCGGGGCAAAGCUCCACUCAUCACCACCCGUGGUCCGCCCCAGGCCCAAGUCCGCCGAGCCGCCCCGUUCCCCACUCCUCAAGAGGGUCCAGUCAGCAGAGAAGCUCACCUCGCCGCUGUCUCAUUCCCAGUCGUCGAGUGGUGGGGUGGGAGGGCCUCUGAGGAAACACAGCCUGGAGGUCCAGCACUCUGACUUGUACCGCAAGGACCAGUUCCACUGUUGCGAGCUGGGGCUCCAGAGUUUGUUGGAGACGGAAGGGGAGAAUCUACCACCUCUGAACCCCCCACUGCUGCCCUCCGCCCCAGGCUCCCAGGGUUCAUCUACAGGGGCAACUACCACGACACCAGAGACGGGGGUGCUCAAGCCGAUGAGGAAGUUAGGGAGGCAAGAGUCGCCGCUGAGUAGGGAUACACUGCUGGCUGGGAGGGAGAGGGAAAGAGAGAGAGAGAGGAAGAGAGAGAGAGAAAGAUCGAGGGAGAGGGUGGGAGAGAUCAUUAUGGCUUAUAGCAACAGGACAACAACCGUCCCAGAGAGGUCACCUAACCGAGGAGGAGGAGCCACAGCAGAUAAUCACCAAUCAAUAGCUAGAAAACCCUCAACCAGUGAGCAUACCUUUAGCCCUCAGAGUAGCCCCACCUACAGAGCUCAAUCCAGCCAAUCGCCAAAUCUGGAUUCCAUCAAAACUACAAGUCCCAAAACUACAAGUCCCAUUACUCCCACUGGGUCACCAGGUAUAUUUAGGGGCCAUCCAGAAGGAGCAGAGAAGAGCCAGCGUCAAACAAACAUGUCUAUCAAGCAACAAAGCCUCCGAACGGCCGUGAGUACAAGCCCUCUCAGCCAAGACUCCCAGGAGAAUUACGGGGAGAACAGAACGGAACCAAAGCUAAAUGGAGACAACAAGGUGUGUCCUCCUCCCAGGCCCAGCAUGCCCUGUGGGGGCCCUCUAGGGAGAGGCACUAGUCCAGACAGAGGCAUGGGUAUGGGUGGAUCAUCAAUAACGUCAGGGUCUACAGGUAUGUUCAAGGCUAGUAGUAAACCAUCAGGAAUAGUAGGAGAGAGCCUGAGAAAGAAUGGAGCCGAGAACAAUGGCUCUCCAAGAACUUCAGAACUGGGGUUGAGAAGCCCCAAAAGCCCCAAACCUCCAGCCAGGGCCCUGGCUCCAGCUGUCCCACCCCACGGACAACCCCUCUCCCUGGGCAAGGUGAGGCAGGGCCUGGGGCCUGUCAACUGCUACCGAGGGACCCUGGACUGGGAGGAUAAAUGUCGGCUGGAGGUAGUAGAAGAACAUUCUCCAUCCCCCUCCCCCUCCCCCACAGGCAUCACCCCUUCGCUCUGCGCACCCUCCUUCUGUCCAGGCAGGUCCAGGCCUGUUUCCCCCGGCGACAAGACCAGCUUUGUCACCCAGCUGACCAGUGCCGCUAAAUUGGUCCUGGGGCCUAUAAAGGGGUCAAUGGUGUCCCAGUCCCAGGAGGGGCCCAAGGGGAAGGAGCUGAAAGACAUGCCCAAGUCGGGUGAGGAGAAGCAAGGUGCCUCGGCAGGAAAGUCUGAGGCUUCGUCCGGACUCGGAGUCCGGAUGGUUGGCGGUGGCACCACAGUGGCCCAAAGUCCAGCUGACUCUGUUCCUCAGUCUGAUAAAGCGAACACAGGUAGCCACCCCCCCAAAUUGUAACCCUUCUAUCUGAAAGGAGUUUAGAGAGGGGGGCAUUGAGAAAUGAGAUGCCUUUUCAGAUUUCUAGAACAAUUCCACAAUGUCAAGCACUUAAGACGACAUUCCAGUUCUAGAAAAGCAUAUCAACAUGGAAUUGACUUAUCUGUAACCAUGAGUGAGCAGAACUAUUGUAAAGGUGCUGCUACGGCCAUUUUCUAUUAUACAGUUAGUAUAUAUUAAGACAACGCUCCACUUUAUGAACUAUUAGAUAUCUAUAACAGAUCUGUAUGUAUGUACGUGAAAUGAAUGCAUGUCAUGUGGUACAUUUUGUGUGUUUCUAGAAUAAAAAGGAGUGAAAAGUGCUUUACUGAUCAAAACAUGCUGAAUACUGUGAAACACCAAAUCCAUUUACCUACUCGUUUUUUCUAUCUCGACUAAACGACCAAUCACUUCUGUUUCUGUAAUUCACUCAAAUAAACGUAAUCACAAGCAGAGGG